Messenger RNA from Myotis lucifugus (little brown bat), 1820 nucleotides. It is a transcript of the gene NOAZFP, whose product is annotated as zinc finger protein 330. The transcript has 10 exons. The record is from RefSeq and is a predicted model, not a curated record. The coding region runs from base 174 to 1133 and encodes 319 amino acids. NCBI's taxonomy places the organism in Eukaryota, Metazoa, Chordata, Mammalia, Chiroptera, Vespertilionidae. Gene Ontology annotation, cellular component: nucleus. Gene Ontology annotation, molecular function: zinc ion binding.
CCGGCUCCCGGAGUCGGAAAGUGACUGCCCGCCGUGCCCGCGUCUCAGUAGCCCCUAACCCCGGGUCGUGGUCCGCGCGCCGGAUCUGCUGUCGCCGCGGGCCGGCGUCACCCCGCCGCUCCCUGCCCCUCUGGCCCCGGAGUGAGCCCGGCCUCCCCGCCAGGAGAGAAAAAAUGCCUAAAAAAAAGACUGGUGCGAGGAAGAAGGCAGAGAACCGCCGGGAACGUGAAAAACAGCUGCGAGCAUCAAGAAGCACCAUAGAUUUAGCUAAACACCCAUGCAAUGCUUCAAUGGAAUGUGACAAGUGUCAGAGGCGGCAGAAGAAUAGAGCAUUUUGCUAUUUUUGUAAUUCUGUACAGAAGUUACCAAUUUGUGCACAAUGUGGGAAAACAAAGUGCAUGAUGAAGUCUUCAGACUGUGUCAUAAAGCAUGCUGGUGUAUACAGUACUGGCCUUGCAAUGGUGGGUGCAAUAUGUGACUUCUGUGAAGCUUGGGUUUGUCAUGGUCGGAAGUGUCUCAGCACACAUGCCUGUGCCUGCCCUCUUACCGAUGCAGAGUGUGUGGAAUGUGAACGAGGUGUCUGGGACCAUGGAGGCAGAAUAUUCAGUUGUUCUUUUUGCCAAAACUUUCUCUGUGAAGAUGAUCAAUUUGAACAUCAAGCCAGCUGUCAGGUUUUAGAAGCAGAAACAUUUAAAUGUGUUUCGUGCAAUCGGCUCGGUCAGCAUUCUUGUCUCCGUUGUAAGGCCUGUUUCUGUGAUGAUCAUUCAAGGAGCAAGGUGUUUAAACAAGAAAAAGGAAAACAGCCUCCUUGCCCUAAAUGUGGACAUGAAACUCAGGAAACUAAGGAUCUUAGCAUGUCAACACGCUCCCUGAAAUUUGGCAGGCAGACUGGAAGUGAAGAGGGAGAUGGAGCUUCUGGGUAUGAUGCUUAUUGGAAGAACCUUUCAUCUGAUAAGUAUGGUGAUACCAGCUACCACGACGAUGAGGAGGAGUCUGAAGCAGAGGAUGAUGAAGAAGAAGACGACGAAGGUGGAAAGGAUUCAGAUGUUGAGUCAUCAGAAUUGUUUACUAAUUUAAAUUUAGGAAGGACCUAUGCCAGUGGCUAUGCUCACUAUGAAGAACAAGAGGACUAGGGGAACUGCUUGCCCAUUGGUGACCUUGUCUGAGAGGAGCAGGAAAGUGUGUGCUUGAUGAAGCGCGUGUGGGUGUUCAGAAGUACUGUCACUUAGCCUUGUGCAAAAGACUAGUCACACAUACUGGGCAAGGGGUAGGGUAUAGCAUUUCUCUAGGAACUGAGAAGCAAGCUUAUGGCAUAAGAAAAAUGAUUUUCAAAUGUAAGAUGUUCAUUGAUACAAGGAAUUAAGCAUCAUGGAUUGGAUUAUUACUGAUUUCAGUAACCUGGUAGGUUUUGCCAGUUAGAUACAUAUAUAGGAUAAAGGAAUAAUUGGAGGGUAAUAUAUUUGAAAUUAAAUUGCUGUUUUUAUGAAUAACACUGCUAAUAAAUACAUUCUGUCUGAUUUUGUAAAAUGUAAUGGGUAAAUAGAGUUAUUGUAUUUUUCCUUGUAUGUCCAUAGGAUACAAGUCAGAUGUCUAUACUAAAUUUUCAUUAAAUCUUCAUAUCAUCUUAUAUAGUCAUGAUAUGUGUACUUUAGCAACUGAUUUUUCACAGUGUACAUCCUGAAUAGUACCCAUUAAUACCUAAGUGUAUAGACAAAGGUGACUACAAGCCAUUUUUCAGACACAGAAUCAGAAAUAGUAUUACACAGAUGCUUUAUUCAGGAAAUUUAAUUUCUGUUUGAAUAAAUCUAGUAUUACAGUUA